AGAAUAAAUAGACCACAGAAACAAAGAGGGAGGCACAAGGUGGGUGAUAGCCAUAGGCGUUGCUGUUAUAAGUUGGCGUGUGGGUGAUGGACGACAAGUGGAAGGUAUCAAAGAAGGAAAGAGGCUCGAGUUCAAGCGGCCAAGCGUGGAGCUCUAGUGACAGCAAGUCAGUAUUCGCCAGGAGUGCCUCAGCAAAAAGCUCCUCUACUUCUAACUCUCCUCUGCUUCGAAGCUUUUCUCACAAGGCUCCUUCCUCUGCAUCGUCCUCCAGCUCCAAGUCCAAUCUUCCCAGGAGUUUCUCCCAAAAGAAUUCCACCUCCAUAGGUAAAAAAUGCACCGAUUUGGCCAAGGAACACAAAGCCAGGUUUUACAUAAUGAGGCGGUGUGUUGCCAUGUUAGUUUGCUGGCACAAGCAUAGAGAUUAAUUCUUGAAGCAAGUAUAUAGCAGA
Neltuma alba is the source of this 449-nucleotide messenger RNA. RefSeq names its product vitellogenin-2-like. The coding region runs from base 87 to 425 and encodes 112 amino acids. The transcript has a single exon. Gene Ontology annotation, biological process: negative regulation of cell population proliferation. NCBI's taxonomy places the organism in Eukaryota, Viridiplantae, Streptophyta, Magnoliopsida, Fabales, Fabaceae. The record is from RefSeq and is a predicted model, not a curated record.